UGAAACGAAGCGAAAGUAAUAAUAUAUCUGCUUAAUUCAGUGUCGGAAAUCUGUAAUUGCGUUAUAUUUGUGAUUUAUUGUGGUACUUGUAGCAUAACCUCAAAAUUAACAAAUUAUACUUGAACCUUCAUAUUUGGUGGAGAUAAUGGCUUUGCAGCUGUCUAGACGUGAGGUGGACAACUUGCGUUCGUCGUUAGAUCGUGCAAUUUACCGCACAAUUGGGAAAUCUGAUAGUUCGCUGUUGUCAACAGUUGCGUCUUGCCUGACUAAUGGCUAUGAACGAAGGAAGAUCAUAGAUAAGAUAUCUUCUCACAUAGAUACAAAGAAAGCAAGUAAACUGGCAGACAAAGUGUUGGCUUUGGCUCAGGAACUUAUAUCAAAUUCAAAGACAUCUAAGAGAAAAUAUGAGUCUUCAAGUGACAAAGAUCGAGAUACAAAAAGGUCUAGACAUGAUGAAAAAGAGAUAAAAGAAGAGAAGCGGGAGUCUAAAAUUGAGAAGGAGAGACAAGAGAAAGAGGAUGAGAAGAAAGUUGGUAACGGAAUGGAGUUGCCGAUAAUUCUACCUGAAGGGGAGACUGUCGGAUCCAAAAUGGCAGGCCUUAGUGCUGAUAAGAUUAAGUUAAUGAUGGCGAAUGCACAGAAGGAGAUUGAGGAACGAAAGCGUGCUUUAUUAGCGUUGAAGGGUGAGCAGAGACCGAGUGUGAAUGCUGCUGUGGCGGCCGCGCAACAACUCAAAGUACAGAUGCAGCAAAAUAAUGCGAUACCACCGCCAAGUGUUAUCAAACCUGUCCUUUAUUCUAGGCCAUCUGCAGCUCAGUUGAGUCAAGAGGAGUUGGAGAAGCAGAGGAAGAUAGCUGAACUUCAAGCCAGGAUACAGAGGAAGUUGGCAGGUGGAGCCCUAGCGUCAGCAGGUAACGCGGGUCCUGCGCCCCUCAUCCUGGACAGGGAGGGGCGUACUGUGGACACCAGCGGCAAGAGAGUCCAGCUGACACAUGUCGCACCCACUCUUAAGGCGAAUAUUCGUGCAUUACGUCGUGAGGAGUUCAAGGCUCAGCUGUCCAGUGGAUCAGCAUCCAGUGUGCCAGCAGCCAGCGCACCUUGGUAUGAUGAUCGUGUGGAGAGCAAGCCUCCAGUACGAGCACGAAGAGCUCUGCGCUUCAACGAGCCCGGCAAGUUCCGACAUCUUGCUGAUAGACUUCGGAUGAAGGCACAACUAGAGAAGCUGCAGAAUGAGAUUAGUCAGAUCGCGCGGAAGACGGGCAUCUCUUCUGCUACCAAACUUGCCCUACUCGCAGCGGAUACGCCCGACAGUGACCGUUUACCCGACAUCGAGUGGUGGGACAGCGUAAUCCUGAUGACUCCAGAAGAGAGAGAAGAGAAGAGAAAGAGAAGUGCACCGACAGGAGACAGCAGGACUGAUACUCAGAGAGUAGAUGACUGUAAUGUGGGCGAUGAUGACAUUGUUGAGAAUUUAAAUGAAGAUGCCAUCACCAAUCUUGUUGAACAUCCGCAGCAAUUGAGGCCACCAACGGAGCCAUUAAAGCCGACGUAUAUGCCGGUGUUCCUCACAAAGAAGGAGAGGAAGAAGUUAAGAAGGCAGAGUAGACGUGAAGCUUGGAAGGAGGAGCAGGAGAAGGUCCGAUUAGGUCUGGAGGCACCACCAGAGCCUAAGCUCAGGAUAUCGAACCUGAUGCGCGCUUUGGGUACGGAGGCGGUACAAGAUCCAACCGCCAUUGAGGCCAAGGUGCGGGAACAGAUCGCCAAGCGCCAGAAGACGCAUCAAGACGCCAACAAGGCGAGGGCACUGACCAAGGAGCAGAAGAGGGAAAAGAUUGACAGAAAGAUAAGAGAAGAUACGUCGAUGGGAGUUCACGUGGCUGUUUAUAGAGUGAAAGAUCUGUUUGAAUGCGCUUCAGCCAAGUUCAAGGUGGAGGUGAACGCGAAGCAGCUUCACAUGACGGGCUGCGUGUUGCUGCACCGCGGCUGCUGCCUCGUUGUUGUUGAGGGCGGGCCAAAGCAGCACGACAAGUAUAAGAGGCUGAUGCUGCAUCGUAUAAAAUGGGAGGAGGAUAUGGUGAAGGAUGCUGAAGGUGCGGAGGUGCCAAAUGCGUGUCAUCUUGUAUGGGAAGGUGUCACAAAACAUCGUGCCUUCGGAGAGAUUAAAUUUAAGGUGAUGCCAACAGAGAAACAGGCUCGGGAACAUUUCCAGAAGCAUGGCGUGGAGCAUUACUGGGACCUGGCUUAUAGUGGUGCUGUCCUCGGAACUGCAGUUGACCAACCCUAGCUGACCUCCAUCUACAACAUCAUGACUAGACAACGCGGCUCUAGAUGAACUAGAUAAUAGACCAAUAUUACUUGACCCCUGAAAAUAUCUUGCUGUCUAGACAACAGGUGUCUAGUUAUACUAGAUAAUCAUAAGCCAAUUUUACUUGACCUCUACCUGCAACUAGCUAUCUAGGAAAUGGGGGUCUAGUAGUCUACACCGAUCGACUAUUUCUAUUAGACGCAAACAGCUAGUUAAAGGGGUUCUAGCACAGACCUCUAAGAUAUAAACGAGUUAGACAGGCUGCUAUUUGUAAAUGACGGCUAUUUUUUGUGCCGAUUAGAAGAUUCCGGUCAUCAGAUAGGCAUAAAAUAUUAAAGCUCCAAGCCUGUCUAGUAUUCAUAUUAAUAGAGGUCGUUGGAGUUUAGAUAAUCGUCAUAAGUCAUAGGUAUUUUA
This is a messenger RNA of Papilio machaon (common yellow swallowtail), 2719 nucleotides long. RefSeq names its product U4/U6 small nuclear ribonucleoprotein Prp3 (gene Prp3). The coding region runs from base 146 to 2284 and encodes 712 amino acids. Lineage: Eukaryota; Metazoa; Arthropoda; Insecta; Lepidoptera; Papilionidae. Gene Ontology annotation, biological process: mRNA splicing, via spliceosome. The record is from RefSeq and is a predicted model, not a curated record. Gene Ontology annotation, cellular component: U4/U6 x U5 tri-snRNP complex. The transcript has 15 exons.